UAAAACCGCACCGGGCACACGCAACCCGAUAGAGAAUCGAAUUGAGUCUAAUUGAAACGCCGUGAGAGAGACAAACUAGUCACCGGUUGAGAGUGUUUCCAAAAAAAACCGUGAAGUUGUGGAAGACAGAGAGACAGUCCCCCCAGAGCAGCCCCAGAUUGGGUCCGAUCUGCGAUCUACGAUCUGCGACCUUCGACCUACGACCUCCACGAUGCGCCAUCGCCGCCGCCUCAUCCAUCAGUCCGUUCCGAAAAGCAAAGAAUAAGUUCGAUCAGAAUCGAACCCAAUAAACACAAACAAAACAGAAAACGAAAAGCCUAAAACCCAGACGAUGACGAUGGACGAUGAUGAGCUGCCCGGGUCCAAAAGGCCAGCCCACGUAUGCUGAUAUUUGAAAGGCGUUGGCUGGCCUCUUGCGUUAGGUAUUUAACUCUCUGCUAAACAAACAUUCACAAUUUUAACUAAACAAAACAAUAUUAUAUAAAGAAUUGUCAAAUUCCUUAUAGCCAUUGUGAGUGUGAGGGCGCGAAUCGAACAAAUCGAGUGUGGUUAGAGAUGAGAAGCUUGCUUGAGAUGAUGUGAGAUGGUCUUGGCGACGAUGUGAUGAGAGAUGAGCGCAUUUGACGAUGAUCGAUCGAAGACGAUGACGAUGCUGGUCGCGCAUUAAAUCAGCCAACUUUGGCUAGAGCCUCCGAACUUAGUCCUUCCCCCCAAAAUCUUCUGGCUUACGGCUGCUGCGGCUCCGGCUCCGGCUUUCUGGCUUUUUUGGGUCCGGCUAACUGCUACCGGCUACCGGCUACGGCUCCGUCUGCGGCUGAGACUGAGACAACCGACUAGACAACCAACACAACCCGUUGGAGCAGCGAGAGCAGCGUCCCGAAAAGUAUUUCUUAUUUUUGCAGUUCGUUUGUGCGUGAGGCGCCGAAGCCGCUGGUUGUCCGCCGCUGGUUGCCCGGCUCCAAACUGCUCCAAAUGCUCCACUCUCCGGCCCUCUGGUGGUGCGGUGGUUCUGGCUAGCGAUGUCUGCUCUGAUCUGAUCUGACCUCCUGACUGUAUCCGGUGUGUGGCUCCCUCCGAAACGAAAACGAAAAACCGCAACACUUGAAUACUUUUUUGCCAUUUAUAAUAUUCUUAUGUUGUACACGUUAAAACCAAACCAAGUACGAAUCCAAACCAAAACCAAAGUAACAAAACGUAACGAGGUCUGGCCAAUCCAUCCGCUCCGCUCAUCUGACUGACUGCCUGGCUACGGUUUACUCUGGCUGCCUGGUUGAGUUAACGAUGUUCGAUCGGACUUUCGAUGAGGUCAUGAGGUGUCCUUGGUAUCCAUUGGCCCACAGUUACUAGGCAGACAAACUAAACUCUCGGUGUAGAAACGAUGUGUGUGUCCUCCUCUCUCUGAAAGCGCAUUAAGAUCUUAAGGAUUACAUGCGCCAGGCUGGCGAGGUCACCUACGCCGAUGCCCACAAGCAGCGCCGCAAUGAAGGUGUGGUUGAGUUCGCCUCGUUGUCGGACAUGAAGACGGCCAUUGAGAAGCUGGAUGACACCGAGUUGAACGGCAGACGCAUCCACCUGGUCGAGGAUCGUCGCGGAGGACGCAGUGGUGGCGGCGGCGGCGGCGGACGUGGACGCUCCCGUUCGUCCAGCUCUCGCUCGCGCUCCCGUUCCCGCAGGCGCUCCCGCUCUCGCCGCUCGUCGCACUCGCGCUCCAAGUCGCGCAGCCGUUCCAAGUCCCGUGGUGGACGCUCCAAGUCCAAGUCGCCAGUCAAGUCUCGUUCUCGCUCCCGAUCGCGUUCCAACAAAUCGCGGGACGUGUCCAAGUCCAAGUCGAAGUCCCACUCCCGCACCCGCUCCCGUUCUCCCAAGCGUGAGCGCGACUCCCGUUCCCGCUCGCGCUCCGUCUCGAAGCGCGAGUCCCGCUCCCGAUCACGUUCCAAGUCCAAUCGCCGCGACUCCCGCUCACGCGAUCGAUCCCCAUCGGCUGACAACAAGUCGCGUUCCCGCUCCCGCUCUCGUUCGGCCUCGCCCAAAAAUGGAAACGCCUCUCCGGACCGCAACAACGAGAGCAUGGACGAUUAGAUUAGUUAGCUGUCCCCAUUAAUUUUAAAGCACUUGAUUUUAGACUUCUACUAUAACUAUUCUACGAACAUCAAACACUCAGACACCUUUAUUUACCCUGCGCCACUUAAACCAAAACUAAUGAAAAACCAAUCAUACAAAAUCCACAAAUCAGGUCAUUUUUUAAUUACCACCAAAUUUGGCAUAUAUCCUUUGUCGUCCCUUUAAGAAUCCCACAUUAAACUGCUGAGAAACGACUGAGAUCAGUAGGUUGAGCAAUAACUAUGUGUAGUUGGAUUCGAGGCGCCCACAUUAUCCAUGGAAUUACUGCGACUUGUACAACGGAACACCUAAAAUUGUCUAUACGAAGAGUGAUUUCAAUAAAUACGGAUACAUUUAAAUUAAAAA
Messenger RNA from Drosophila ficusphila, 2466 nucleotides. RefSeq names its product serine-arginine protein 55 (gene B52). The transcript is spliced from 5 exons. The record is from RefSeq and is a predicted model, not a curated record. Gene Ontology annotation, molecular function: mRNA binding. Bases 1429 to 2079 code for a protein of 216 amino acids. NCBI's taxonomy places the organism in Eukaryota, Metazoa, Arthropoda, Insecta, Diptera, Drosophilidae. Gene Ontology annotation, cellular component: nucleus; ribonucleoprotein complex; cytoplasm. Gene Ontology annotation, biological process: mRNA splice site recognition; alternative mRNA splicing, via spliceosome.